Messenger RNA from Mya arenaria, 360 nucleotides. RefSeq lists its product as uncharacterized. NCBI's taxonomy places the organism in Eukaryota, Metazoa, Mollusca, Bivalvia, Myida, Myidae. The record is from RefSeq and is a predicted model, not a curated record. The transcript is spliced from 4 exons. The coding region runs from base 4 to 345 and encodes 113 amino acids.
AACAUGAACACUCCAACAAGCAAGAAGCCGAUGUCAGCUAACAGCUUUGAGCUCUUCAAGAAGCAGGCACAAGAGAGAGUGGAGAGGGAGAAGGCUAUGAAGCAACAGGAGGAUUAUCGCAAGGUUAUGAAGGAGAAGGAGGAGAGGGAGAGGAUACGCAUGGAGAAUGAACGCAAGAGGGAACAGGAAGAAGAGGAUGCGUUGGAGAAGGCUCGCCUGGCUACACUGCAGACUGACAUGCAGGCACAGAAGGAGGCAGAGAAAAACCGGGCCGAGAGGGAGAAGGAACGCCGGAAAGAGCAGGAGAGGAGGAGACGACAAGCGAUGUCCACCAAAUUGAUAUGAACGAGCAGAGUGCUC